Solenopsis invicta (red fire ant) is the source of this 4182-nucleotide messenger RNA. Its product is annotated as twisted gastrulation protein homolog 1. The transcript has 4 exons. Bases 1323 to 2072 code for a protein of 249 amino acids. Gene Ontology annotation, biological process: regulation of BMP signaling pathway. The record is from RefSeq and is a predicted model, not a curated record. NCBI's taxonomy places the organism in Eukaryota, Metazoa, Arthropoda, Insecta, Hymenoptera, Formicidae.
AGUCAGUAGUCCGGACUACCCGACCGUCAGCGCGGACUCAGUCUCUCUCUCUCUCUCUCUUUCUCUCUCUUACUCUUUAAGUGCCUCUCGUCCUCUCUCCCGUCCCUCCCUCACUCCUCUCUCCUUCACUCAUUCUUGAUCAAGCUGUCUCGCUCUCGCUCUUCUCUUCUCCACCUCCACCGGAGAGAUCUGCGACGGCACAACCACCACCACCACCACCGUCGGCAGCGGCGGCGAGCGCUGCCGCCGUCGCCACCACCUCCUUUACCUCCUCCUCCUCUUCCUCCUCCUCCUCCUUCCUCCUCCUCCUCCUUCCGCUUCUCUCUGCGGUCCUCGCGGUCCACGCUCUUCCUUAAUUCAGUCCAAUGAGAGCCGCUCUUCGAUUCGUCACACCCGCCGACAAAUCUCUUUCCAUUCUUCUCUGUUUUCCUCUCUCCUUCUCUGUCACGCAUCCCGUCCUCGCAGAGAAUCGCCGCGAAUUUUCGAAAAAGCGACAACGGGCCGUUCUCCAUUCACUCCCGCGACGUCGAUUUCCCCGAUUUGUCCGAGCGAUCGCGAUCGCGAUCCGCACGACGCAAGUGCGUCGCGAUGCGUCGCAACAACGCGAUAACGUGGUAAACUUGCAGCGGGUGCAUCCGUACGGAUAAAUUUGCGGUGCAUCCUUCGCGCGCCGGAUGGGACACGCCGAGCGCGCUGCCGCUGCCGCCGCCGUCGCCGCCGCCGAGCAGGAAGAGGAUCCUCGCGGAGGAUGGACGCUCGUCACUCCGCGAGUUUAUUUUGACGACGGUUCACCGUGAGUUACGCGCGCCGUGAGCUACGAUGCUCGCGCGAAAGGUGCGAGGAACGGCUGCUGCAUCGUAAACACGCAGUGAGAUACAGUGGGCGAUUUCUCGCGAGAGGGACGUUCAUCGAAACGCUGGCGAACGCGCGGUUCGAUCCACGCGAUCCUUCUUAUCGCGAACGACCGCAAGAGGAUCGUUAAGAUCGACUGCGUCUCGUCUUUCUGCGCGUUACGCGCUGCAUCUUUGAAUCUGCGAUCUCUCGAGUGAACAUCGCCAGGCGGACGCGAAGCGGCCGACGAUCCCCCGUUCGCGGGCGAUUUAACGAGCCGCUGAAACCGCGGAGGAGGAACGGCUGGCUCUUCCUAGAGGAUGCGAGGAAGGAUUUCGCCUCUCGCCGAGGAAACAUGUCCCGCGGCGGUCGUCGCAACGCGCGAACCGGUUGCGCGCUCUUAAAAUAGUUUCUCACGCGCGUAGGUAACUGGCGCGCACCGCCGCGCCGCGCCGCUGGAACACACGAGACGCCGCCGGAGUAGUGCCAGGAUGACGAGUUGGUACGUGUUAUUCGUCGCGGCCACCGUCGGGAUUCUGUUGCUGACGACCGCGACGAAACGCUCGGAAGCGUGCAACGAGGCGAUCUGUGCCAGCGUCGUGAGCAAGUGCAUGCUCACGCAGAGCUGCAAGUGCGACCUGGUCACCUGCACCUGCUGCAAGGACUGCUUCUCGUGCUUGAGCUAUCUGUACGACGAGUGCUGCUCGUGCGUAGAUCUAUGCCCGAAACCGAAUAUCACGGACAACCCGUUGAGCAGGAAAUCUCACGUGGAGGACUUCAAGGAGCCGGUGCCAGCGCUCUUUCAGGCACUCACGGCCGAAGCGGAUCCACACGAGAGAUGGCUCACAUUCACAUAUCCAGUAGACUUUGACAUAGCGGUGUUCGCGCCGAAACACGAGAAUGAAAUGAAAUAUCAUAUGCAAACCGCAAACGAGGAACUGCAUCCAUUAAAGCCGAACGUGAUGACGGUAAACUGUACGGUCGCGUUCAUGGCGCAGUGCAUUUCCUGGCACAAGUGUCGGGCGUCCUGCCAGAGCAUGGGCGCCUCGAGCUACAGGUGGUUCCACGACGGCUGUUGCGAGUGCGUAGGCGACACGUGCAUCAACUACGGUAUCAACGAGUCGAGAUGCGCUCUGUGCUCACAGGGAAAUGACGAUCCCGAAUCCGCCGACCUGAAGGACCCGCAGUACGACGAUUACGGUCAGGAUGAGGACGAGCUGGGCGAGGACGCGGUGGAUUAGCGAAAUUGCAUUCGCGAUUCCGUCCAUUUCCCUCGGCAUUUUUCUAUUCCAAAUAUAUAUGCAUAAAUGUAUGCAGUGAGGGAGAAAAAUGUUGGCGUGAAAGACAUUCCGACGCGAUAACGAUCGCGAAAUUGAUUCUUAUUGUAAAGAAUUCAUCGUUUUAUUCGUGGCAAUAAAAGUGAGACUCUAAUCUCGGUAUAUGUUUGGAGUUUUAUCCGUCGUUUAGCAUUUACGAUUUACGAAGGUAAUGAGUAAAGCUGCGAUUUGGAAUUGCCCUGCACGGGCGUGCGUGUUUCAUAAUUUGGUUCUUUGAAUACAGCGAUUCGAUCGAAACCAACUUGAAACAGUUUCGAAAAUCGAUAUCGCGAUUGUGAUGAAGCUUGCAAGUGUAAGCCCCAAUUUCAGAGCUUCAAAAGGGAUUUUAUAUAUGAUGAACUUUUUUAGUUUAAGAUACGAAGUCGCCGACUAUCGACAACGUGGGAAUAUGAUAAAAUAUAAUACGUGUUGUCCCGAGAAAAAAUUCUUCAUAUAUAAUUAUAUGUAAUUAUAUGUCAAAUACGUUCAUCAUGUAAAAAUAUAUAAUUACAUGUUGAAAAUUUUUUCCCGGGGUGUGUCGAGCGCGAACGCGACCAAGCGCGGCCUGGUCUUUGUAUAUGACUGCAACAGUAUAAUAUUGUAAAUGUAGCCUCUUGUUUCUUUUUACCAAGAAUGCACUCGGUCAACGCUAGGUUAUACAUGUAACAUCGAAAAUCUUUAUUAUCGCGUUCGUGCCAUAAGUAAAAUUGUACAUAUAACCGAUCACUCUCGAUCAGAUCGCGUCGAGAUCGCUUUACAUAUGCAGGACCCCCCUCGAAAUUCUUCUGGGAAAGAAUAUUGUAGAUAUUACGGUACCGCUGAUAAAUUUCCGGACAUUCCGCAAAAUGAUGCUGAACGCGCCUGUGGGAAGUUUUAAAACAUAUUCACUUACCAUACGAUGAAGUUUAAUCUUAUCUUAUCUAGAAAUAUUGUAUAUGUAAAGGCUAUUUAAUGUUUGUAAAAGAGGCACAUGAGGGAAAAAUGAUAAGUUGAUAUUUUCCAAAAAAAAGAAACGUUUAAAGUAAAAAUUGCAGAUAGAUUAACGAUAAUUCUAUUUUAUUUGACUUUUAUUUAUGUAAUACGCAGAUGUAUCGAAUUCUAUUUAUGUAAUAUCGGACAUGUAUGAAGUGUUCGAAAAUUUACGAGCGGUAGAGCACUGCGUAUCUCCAGGGCAGUUUUAAUGUACACGCAGCAGCGCGAUUAGGACGACGUAAGACGCGACAUCUCACAGAGAGAAAAAACAAUAUCAACUAAUAUUACAAUGCAUUAUUAUUUAAUUAAUUUAUUCGAGUAUUGCAUAAAAAAGAAGCAGAUUGGAUUUCAAAAGUAUUGAUAAUUUUAAGUUUUAAAAAGGUUUAAAAAGGCUUUCAGAAGGUUUAAAAUUAAGAAUAAAAUUAAGAAUAACCUGAGGAAUCCUGAUCAUUUUUUUAAUAAGAUACUUUAGUAUUUCCUCAAAUACAUUUUGCAAAUUUUAUCUGUGGCGUUUUACGAUCGGACAAUGUUUGAUAUAUUUUUAAUUUUAUAUUGUUAGUGAUACUUUUCUUAUUUUCAACGGUAUUUAAUAUGAUUUUACGCAAUUUACACGUAUUUUAUACACAUAUGUUCAAUUUACUUUAUUGUUAUCUAUCAAUGAUGGUAAUACAUUGCAAUGUUAAUUUCGAUCAUGUUUUUUUUUGUUUUUUCUCUCAUUGUGAGCGUCUCUUUGAGUGGAAUGUGAUAUGCUUCGGGAUCGAUUCAGUAAGGAUAUUUAAUGAGAUGCGUGCACGAAGACACUCUCAAGAUUCGCGCUAUCCAGUGCGACGGAGCACGGGAAUAACGGUCACAUGCGCGUGCACUUUGGUAUAACUCGAGCUGGGAAUUUGAGGGAACGAAGAAUAAUCUUCGUAAAUGAGCGAAACGAUACUCCUCAGUUGGAUCAUGCGUACAUCUGUAUAUACGAAUUUUAACAACAUACAGAACGUCCAUUUUUUUUAACGUAGAAAUGGAGCUACACCUCGUAUUAUUUAACGGUUUAAUAAAAAUUCUUUAAAUUUGA